This is a messenger RNA of Phanerochaete carnosa HHB-10118-sp, 768 nucleotides long. RefSeq lists its product as uncharacterized. The record is from RefSeq and is a predicted model, not a curated record. Bases 73 to 735 code for a protein of 220 amino acids. Lineage: Eukaryota; Fungi; Basidiomycota; Agaricomycetes; Polyporales; Phanerochaetaceae. The transcript has 2 exons.
ACAAAGACAGGCCUAUUGGUUAUAUGCGCCAGGUAUUGGUGAUCGAACAUUACGCACUUCCUCCGUCACGCCAUGGGUAGACCGACUCGAACCAUCCCAGCAUUUCCAACCUCGCCGACCUACAGCAGGUAUACCUACACGCCAAACGAAGAAGUUAAGAUUCAGCCACCGAAAGAGGAGCACUGCGUCCGCUGCCAUGCAACCUUCACCGAUGACGACGGCAGCAGGUGCCGUGUGCCACACGUCUACAAGCCAGAGAGCGAGGCGGAUUGGUGCUCUCAGGGUAUCAAGGGUUGCUUUUCGCUAUGCUGCGGCUCUGCGAGCGUUAAGAUCCAGGGCUUGAGUGCACCGGGCGAGCGGAAGACGGCCGUCAUCGUCGAGAAGCUGGGUGACCCUUAUUGCCACGACGGCUGGGAGCACACUAUUGACACAAGGGACAUAAUAUGCAACCGCUGGAGCUUCGAGGUGUGUAGGUACAGCAAGGAAGGCCGAUGCGUAGCCAAGGUCGUCCAAGAGCCAGAAGGGACUGUAAUCUUCAAGGACAAGUGGGACGUACUCCGCUGGGGAAAGAACACAGGAUUCUCCACAGCCCCUCAAUCCACACCUUCUCCGUUCUCCACGUUACCAAUCCCGCCCAUCGUAUCCGCAGAGUCGGAGGUACCGCUGACCGUAGUCUCCAUGCACUAUCACUGCGAUGGGUUGAGCACAGCCGUCAGCCCCUGGAGUAUGCAGUAGCUGGUUUUGUCAUAUUCUGCUCUCUGAAAUGAA